AGGUUUGGCUCCCUGUAGACGGUGAUGGCGCCAGGCGACAUGGUGCCGGAGCAUGCCAAGCAGCAUAAGCUCAAGCAGGAGAAGGAGAAGCGUCAGAGCACCACCAGGCCUGAUGGAGACUGUGAGCCAGAUGGAUCGUUUGUCUUUGAGGCUCACGAGGCAUGGAAGGACUUCCACAACUCCCUGCGCCAGUUCUACGAAGUGGGGGAGCUCUGUGAUGUCACACUGAAGGUAGGCAGAGUAUGGUUUAAUAGGGUUGUCGCAAUACUCUUCAUACUCAGUUAGCUAUAUCAUGGCAGGAAAAAGUAAGUAAACAUGAAACAGACGUGUCAUAUGUGACAAAAAAGCCUUUUCAUGUCUGUUUUUGUGAAGUUUGGUGGAGACCAGUUAGGCCUAUGGAAUUAGUUUCAAUCGUUGAAUAGCUGGUGAAAGCCAUCGUCUCUUUUAAAAUAUUUUUAGGCACAAUUUAACCAACUGAAGCUUGUGGAAUGAAUAGCUCAGGGAAUGAGUAACUUUUGAGCUGACAUUAACCUAUUUCCGUCCUUUCUCCCUCCCUCUCUCUGUCUUUCUCUCUGUUCUCCCCGUGUUCAGGUGGGCAGCAGGCUGAUACCAUGCCACAAGCUGGUGCUGGCCUGUGUCAUCCCAUACUUCAGGGCCAUGUUCCUGUCUGAGAUGUCAGAGGCCAAACAGGACCUGAUAGAGAUCAAGGACUUUGACGGAGACGCCAUACACGACCUGGUGCGUUUCGCCUACUCCUCCCGCCUGACCCUGACAGUGGACAACGUGCAGCCCCUUCUCUAUGCAGCCUGUAUACUGCAGGUGGAGCUGGUCGCCAGGGCCUGCUGUGAGUAUAUGAAGGCCCACUUCCACCCCUCCAACUGCCUGGCUGUCCGCACCUUCGCCGAGAGCCACAACCGCGUCGACCUGAUGGACAUGGCGGACCGCUAUGCGUGCGAGCACUUCCUGGAGGUGGUGGACUGUGAGGACUUCCUGUGCGUGUCGCCUCAGCACCUGAGAACCCUGCUGUCCUCCAGCGAACUGAACAUCCACUCUGAGACACAGGUUUACAACGCUGCUGUCAAGUGGCUGAAAGCCAACCCCCAGCACCAUGAGGCCUGGCUGGACCAGAUCAUGACUCAGGUCAGAUAGUAGUCUCACACAGCUCAGCCUGGACUGUUUGGGGAGCUUUUGCAUUUCAAUGAAUUCUCAGUUGUAGGUAUGCUUGUUGGUGCUUAUGUGUUUCUGUGUGUACAUUGACUUUGUGUUGUCUGUUUAUGGAGCUUUUGCAUUACCACUACUCGUGUGUGUGUGGUGUUUGAAUCUGUGCUGUGUCUGUGUUACCGGCUGCCCUGCAGGUGCUUCUGUGUUUAUGUCCGAGUGUAUGUUAACUCUGUGCUACAGUGGGGGAAAAAAGUAUUUAGUCAGCCACCAAUUGUGCAAGUUCUCCCACUUAAAAAGAUGAGAGAGGCCUGUAAUUUUCAUCAUAGGUACACGUCAACUAUGACAGACAAAUUGAGGGAAAUAAUUCCAGAAAAUCACAUUGUAGGAUUUUUUAUGAAUUUAUUUGCAAAUUAUGGUGGAAAAUAAGUAUUUGGUCACCUACAAACAAGCAAGAUUUCUGGCUCUCACAGACCUGUAACUUCUUCUUGAAGAGGCUCCUCUGUCCUCCACUCGUUACCUGUAUUACUGGCACCUGUUUGAACUUGUUAUCAGUAUAAAAGACACCUGUCCACAACCUCAAACAGUCACACUCCAAACUCCACUAUGGCCAAGACCAAAGAGCUGUCAAAGGACACCAGAAACAAAAUUGUAGACCUGCACCAGGCUGGGAAGACUGAAUCUGCAAUAGGUAAGCAGCUUGGUUUGAAGAAAUCAACUGUGGGAGCAAUUAUUAGGAAAUGGAAGACAUACAAGACCACUGAUAAUCUCCCUCGAUCUGGGGCUCCAUGCAAGAUCUCACCCCGUGGGGUCAAAAUGAUCACAAGAACAGUGAGCAAAAAUCCCAGAACCACACGGGGGGACCUAGUGAAUGACCUGCAGAGAGCUGGGACCAAAGUAACAAAGCCUACCAUCAGUAACACACUACGCCGCCAGGGACUCAAAUCCUGCAGUGCCAGACGUGUCCCCCUGCUUAAGCCAGUACAUGUCCAGGCCCGUCUGAAGUUUGCUGGAGUGCAUUUGGAUGAUCCAGAAGAGGAUUGGGAGAAUGUCAUAUGGUCAGAUGAAACCAAAAUAGAACUUUUUGGUAAAAACUCAACUCGUCGUGUUUGGAGGACAAAGAAUGCUGAGUUGCAUCCAAAGAACACCUCAUGCUUUGGGGCUGUUUUUCUGCAAAGGGACCAGGACGACUGAUCCGUGUAAAGGAAAGAAUGAAUGGGGCCAUGUAUCGUGAGAUUUUGAGUGAAAACCUCCUUCCAUCAGCAAGGGCAUUGAAGAUGAAACGUGGCUGUGUCUUUCAGCAUGACAAUGAUCCCAAACACACCGCCCAGGCAACGAAGGAGUGGCUUCGUAAGAAGCAUUUCAAGGUCCUGGAGUGGCCUAGCCAGUCUCCAGAUCUCAACCCCAUAGAAAAUCUUUGGAGGGAGUUGAAAGUCCGUGUUGCCCAGCGACCGCCCCAAAACAUCACUGCUCUAGAGGAGAUCUGCAUGGAGGAAUGGGCCAAAAUACCAGCAACAAUGUGUGAAAACCUUGUGAAGACUUACAGAAAACGUUUGACCUGUGUCAUUGCCAACAAAUGGUAUAUAACAAAGUAUUAAGAAACUUUUGUUAUUGACCAAAUACUUAUUUUCCACCAUAAUUUGCAAAUAAAUUCAUUAAAAAUCCUACAAUGUGAUUUUCUGGGAAAUAAUUUCUCAUUUUGUCUGUCAUAGUUGACGUGUACCUAUGAUGAAAAUUACAGGCCUCUCUCAUCUUUUUAAGUGGGAGAACUUGCACAAUCGGUGGCUGACUAAAUACUUUUUUCCCCCACUGUAUAUAUCUGUGUGUCCUGUAGGUGCGCCUCCCCCUGCUCCCAGUGGACUUCCUGACGGGCACGGUGGCCAAGGAGGAGAUGAUCAAAGGAAAUCUGAGCUGCCGGGAUCUGCUGGAUGAGGCCAGGAACUAUCACUUGCACCUCAGCAACAAGGUGGUUCCUGACUUUGAGUACUCAGUCCGCACCACGCCUAGGAAACACACUGCAGGUAACACAGACUGGUAGCCUGUCCAACUAUUAAACAAUCAGCUAUGUGAUACGGUCGAGCUUGUACAAUGCAGAACAAUGAUAAAGGAAAAGCUGGAAAUCCUGCAGUUCUUCUUCAUGUCACUUGUAUGUAUUACGAGCCUGACAUAAUGAAACCUUCAGUCUUUGAUUGAGUGUAUAUUAAUAUGUUGAGCUGGCAUUGCAGAGUGUUGUUUUUCUCACUGGUCCUGCUCUGACCUUUGCCCCCCACCUCUCCUCAGGUGUAUUGUUCUGUGUUGGUGGCCGGGGAGGUUCUGGUGACCCAUUUCGCAGCAUCGAGUGUUACUCCAUCAGCAAGAACAGUUGGUUCUUCGGGCCUGAGAUGAACAGCAGGAGGCGCCAUGUUGGAGUAAUUUCUGUAGGAGGUGAGAGAUGGAGGGAUGAGGGAGGUGAAGGGAGAGAAUUGGUGAAUAGAUGUGUGUUGGGCACAGAGAUGGAUAUAGGACUCUAGUGGCCAAAAGCCAGUUUUCGCAUGGGCAGCGCCAUUGAGGACUUUCACCACUUUGAAGGAGUCAACUAGGUGGGACUUCCAAUUGGUUAAGGAAGGAUCAUAUGACUCCAACUGGGUCAUCAGGAGGGAUCAGCCAAUGAAUUAUACUUGUGAAGAAGAAAAUGGACUACUUCAAAACGGAGAUGGCUUCAAUGGCGUUGUCCAUGCUCUCACAGACGCCUUAAUUAGACAGAAACAGUGAUGCGAUGUCUAUCAUGUCUAUGGUGUUGGGAGAACAGUAGGGAUGUAGCGAUUCACCGAUACGCAUUGGUCCCCAGUUCAAAUGUUUAAGAUGCAAGUGCAUCAGUCUGCAGGAGCCCAAACCGAUCCAAAUGAAGCAUGUAUUGGUAAGAAAAACGAUUUAAAACAUUACGACUCGCCGGUUCACUAACGUUUUUUACUCAUUAUUUUUUUCUGCCUUAUUCCAAAAAUACUUAUCUGUUGAGACGGAAUUGAUGUGUCCUCUCCUUCAGCCUAUUGAACUUUUAUGCAUGUAACUGCGUAUCUACAUGUCAGAUAACAACUGUUUGCACAGUGCGGGAGAUGCAGCUGCUUGUGCCAACGAGAAGUAGGCCUGACCUAUCCCUUUUUCUAAUAAACGUAGGCUACAUCUGUGCGGCACCUUUAGCAUUCAGAUGUUUGUAAAAUGGCUUUUGCAAUAUUAAAUCAAAGGCUUUAUUAAUUGAGGGAAAACCAAUGUAAUUUGCUGGGUCAUUGUUAGCAAAAUGCUGUGUAGGCUACCGGAGUGGACACAACUCACAUCUUGCUGAUUGCACAUCUAACUGCUGAUUGGGGCUUUGUGAUUGCCAGAUUCACCAGAUGAAAUGUUUUUGGUAGUUCUGCUUUAAACACUGUUUUACAUUAACAGGGUAAAGGUGUAAUUUCAUAACAAGGACAGCAAUAAUUUUUUGCGAGCCGCACUGGUCGGAACGAGCUCUCCUCUGUAAAGUUUAAAACGGUCAAAACCAUUUGCUUUUGAGACGGGGGUGAAAUCCAAAGCGGUGUUAUAAUAAUUGGCUAUGUAUGCCAUAGUGGUUCACUGACAUUAUCGGCUGAUAUUGGCCUUUUAUGGCUAUAUCGGUAUCGGACGAUAACGUCACCGAUUAACCGAUAUUCAAUAAAUAGAAUGAAAGAAGGGAAUAUCAUGCUUAUCUGAACACAUGGCCAUUCUCAUUAUGUAAUUUAUGUAACAAUGUAAGAAAUCAACAUUUGAAGCAUAUUUCUUGGACAAUUGCUCUUUUGGAUGGCAAUUUAUGAGAAUUCAAUGUGGAAAAACUACACCAUCGGCAGAUAUAACGGUAUCGGUAAUCAUCCCGCCCCCCAUUUUUUUUGGGGGGGGGGAAUCAGUAUCGGACCCCAAAAAACAUAUAGGUCUGGCUCUAGUCAUAGCUAAUUUCUAAAGAAUUUGGAAAGGCACACACCUGUCUGUAAGGUCCCACAGUUGUCAGAGCAAAAACCAAGCCAUGAGGUCGAAGGAAUUGUCCGUAGAGCUCCGAGACAGGAUUGUCGAGGCACAGAUCUGGGGAAGGGUACCAAAAAACUUCUACAGCAUUGAAGGUCCCCAAGAAAACAGUGGCCUCCAUCCUUCUUAAAUGGAAGGAGUUUGGAGCCACCAAGACCCUUCCUAGAGCUGGCUGCCCGGCCAAACUGAGCAAUCGGGGGAGAAGGGCCUUGGUCAGGGAGGUGAACAAGAACCCGAUGGUCACUGACAGAGCUCGAGAGUUCCUCUGUGGAGAUGGGAGAACCUUCCAGAAGGACAACCAUAUCUGCAGCACUCCACUAAUCAGGCUUUUAUGGAAGAGUGGCCAGAUGGAAGCCACUCCUCAGUAAAAGGCACAUGACAUCCCGCUUGGAAUUUGCCAAAAGGCACCUAAAGAUUUGUGAUUUGUGGUAUUCCAGAUAUAAUCAUUGACCAGUACCUGUCCUGAAAUGUGAUCAGUAGGCCUACCUCUAAUCCUAAACCAUAAAUUCUACAUCCUAGAAUUUAGGAUUAGUUACGAUUGUUUCCCCUGCACAGUUGAGUUCAGUCUAAUAUAUAGUCAGGUUAUGAGGGUCUAGUAGUCCUAACCUUGUGUUCCUUGUGUUCCUUAACUUGUGUUCAUCUUGGUCCUCUAGCUCAGUUGGUAGACCAUGACGCUUGCAACAACAGGAUAGUGAGUCUGUUUCCCGGGACCACCUGUAUGUAAAAUGUAUGCAAGUAUGACUAAGUUGCUUUUGAUCAUAAAAAAAAGGCAUUAUUUAUUCUAUCCCUCAUCAGGUAAAGUGUAUGCAGUAGGGGGCCAUGAUGGUAGUGAACACCUGGGCAACAUGGAGAUGUUUGAUCCUCUCACCAACAAGUGGAUGAUGAAGGCUUCCAUGAACACUAAAAGGUAUGUAAUGUCUGGCAAAAGGCAAAUUAAGUCUCUAAUAUGAGUUACAGAGAUUGUGUUAUAGAAAUGUAGUUUUACAGCCAAUCAUAAAGAUCCCUAAUUAUAAUCCUACUCACACUCAUAUACUACGCAUACUGAACUAUUUUCAAUGCUGUGCUGUGUGAAGGAGAGGCAUAGCUCUGGCAGCUCUGGGAGGUCCUAUCUAUGCCAUCGGGGGUCUAGAUGACAACUCCUGUUUCAACGAUGUAGAGAGAUAUGACAUGGAGAGCGACCGCUGGAGUGCUGUGGCGCCCAUGAACACGCCCAGAGGUGGAGUGGGCUCUGUGGCCUUAGGGGUGAGAACAAGACAGUCUAGACACCUGGCUGUACUGACCAUAUACUAUUAUGGAUCAAGUGUUCAUUAGGGCACACCAUAGCAACAUUUUCCAAAAUGUUGUACAGCAGAAAAAUAGUGUUUCUUUCAUUCAGAUAGUUCUGCACUGUUUUGUGCCUAGUGAACACGACCCAGGUGUUACAUCACAUUUAUACGUACACUCAUGACAUCCUCAGAUGCUUUUAUAACCAUUUGAUAUCAUUGACAUUGAGUAAGGAGAUUUUAUCCCUCGUGCUGUUUGUGAUUUGAAGUCUGUGUUCCUGUGCAUAAUAACAGGCCAUAAUAACAGUUAACCCUAUCAGUCCAGAGACCCCAGCAAAAAUCUGCUUUUCAUUUAUCUGACUUUCAUUUACCUGCAUGUCCAGCUCUAGUGCUGUAUUUAGCCUCACAAUGAAGAGUUUUACCAUUUUCUAUUCAGGACAACCAGGACUACAAGUAAAACAAUUUGACAUAAACAGUUGCAUUCAUGAGUUUUAUUGACAAAUAUCAAUAAACAAAUAAGGUCCCUCAAAGCAAAAACCUGAUAAAUGAAUGUAUUUGAAUGUACAGAAAUAGUUUGCUCAGUGGGAAAUUAAUAUACAACUAGUCAGUGACAACUGUGUGGAGUUUGUGACAGCAACUAUGUGAUCUUAUUACAGUAUUAUAGACACUAUGUCCUGGGAUUUCCUAUGAUCUUCUAUGUAGAAGAACCCAUUAACUGUAGCUUGUGAGCAUCAUUAGUUACAUGUGCGUGUUUGGGAGAAUCUCAGCUUUUCAUACAUAGCUUUUAAUAAUGUGUAGCUCAAACCAUUCGGACUCUACAGACAUUUCUGUAAAAAGACCCGGUCCCGGGCCCUUGUCUCACAAACACCACUCUAGCUCAGCCCCAGUUAAUCACACAGACUAAUGGAUGCAGAAGAAAUAGACAAAUCCAAUGGUACAACCCAGAAGUCUGUAGCUCAAACACACAAUGUUUAAAAGGGAUUAGAAGUCCAAAUCACACUGGUGUUGUGGUGGGACUUACUGGGUUAACCCUCUCCUCCCCUGUCAGAGUUAGACCUAUAUGUUAACACUCUCCUGUCCUGUCAGAGUCACGUGUAUGCUGUGGGGGGUAACGACGGUGUGGCCUCUCUAUCCAGUGUGGAGAGGUUUGACCCACACCUCAACAAGUGGACGGAGGUCAGGGAGAUGGGCCAGAGACGGGCAGGGAACGGAGUCAGCGAGCUCAACGGGUGCCUCUAUGUAGUGGGUAAGAACACAGCUCAGCACCACUGCAUUUACAUUUUAGUCAUUGUGGGGGGGGACUAUGGAUCUGUCUCCGUACGUACGUUAGUCACAUGCGAUAUCUGACACCACUGGCCCGACGUUUACGAAACUUGAGUGAAUGAUGUGUCUUGCCAUAGAGAUCUGGCAUUAAAAAAAUUACACUGAUUGGCCCAAGGGGGGACGCUAUAGUAAUCGACUGGAAUUACAAACUUUGAACAAACAUUUUUCCUGUCCCGUUGAAUAAUUGUCACUAAUUGGCCCAUCGCCCUGAGAGGGCGCUGCAACAUUCGUGGGGGAAGACAUGUUUACUGUUGCCUUGUUUAGCAGAUGGUCUUAUCCAGAGUGACUUAGUAGGUAAAACAACCACAUAUCGAUUCACCACAUCAUUGGAAACAAAACCUUCUCAUAUUUCACAUCAUUCCAAUGGCCGCUUAUUGCUAUGGGUCACAUGGUUCCCACCCACUCACACACCACUACACACAACAGCUGUUGGCUUGUAAACAUGAAACAGGAGAGAGAAAAGUUCAUGUUUUGUCAAGUUGGUUGCUAAUUAAAAGCGAUCCAUGAGGAUGGGGUGAUUUUAUUGUGUUUUAUUGUAUAGUUUGCAUGAGUCAGCAUUGGUGUGUUUGUGGAGGAGGAAAAGCUACUGAUAACCUCAGUCUAUGCAUUGACCUCAGUGGAGGGAGUAGAUAUUUUAUUGAUAGUCUGCAGCUUCACUGACAGCAUAAUGCUAUUCAAGACUUAUAACAAGAUAUUGGAUUGAUUUGCGACUUAGAACUUAGUGAGUGCAUAGAUUUGUAGUAUGUUUGUGAUCCCUGCGGGAAUUCAACCCAAGACCUUGGCGUUACUAGCACCACACUCUUACCAACUGAGCCAGCUAUACAAGAGUACAUCUUAGCCAUGUAUCUGAUACUGUCUGUCUGCGCUGUCAGGUGGCUUUGAUGACAACUCCCCGCUGAGUUCUGUGGAGCAUUUUGACCCCCGUCUGAGUCGCUGGGACUACGUCUCUGAGCUGACCACGCCCCGGGGUGGAGUGGGUGUGGCCACGGUUAUGGGUCGCGUGUUUGCGGUCGGAGGUCACAACGGGAACAUCUACCUCAACACAGUGGAAGCCUUUGACCCCCGCAUGAAUAGGUGAGAUGGAGAGGGGGGAUAGGAAGGGGUUCUGUUCAGGUGAGACAGAUGGGUUGUACCAGGUCAGCUAAAUCAAGUGCACCCAUUUUAUAAAAGAGUAUCUCUGGCCUACUACACCACCACCUGUACACUGGACACCUUUACAGUAUCCUGUUUGUUUUUGUUUUUUUACAGUUGAAAGGAAAUUCUACAUUUUGGAGCAGCUAGUCUGAUGUACAGUGGGGAGAACAAGUAUUUGAUACACUGCCAAAUUUGCAGGUUUUCCUACUUACAAAGCAUGUAGAGGUCUGUAAUCUUUAUCAUAUGUACACUUCAACUGUGAGAGACGGAAUCUAAAACAAAAAUCCAGAAAAUCACAUUGUAUGAUUUUUAAGUAAUUAAUUUCCAUUUUAUUGCAUGACAUAAGUAUUUGAUCACCUACCAACCAGUAAGAAUUCCGGCUCUCACAGACCUGUUAGUUUUUCUUUAAGAAGCCACCUUGUUCUCCACUCAUUACCUGUAUUAACUGCGCCUGUUUGAACUCGUUACCUGUAUAAAAGACACCUCUCCACACACUCAAUCAAACAGACUCCAACCUCUCCACAAUGGCCAAGACCAGAGAGCUAUGUAAGGACAUCAGGGAUAAAAUUGUAGACCUGCACAAGGCUGGGAUGGGCUACAGGACAAUAGGCAAGCAGCUUGGUGAGAAGGCAACAACUGUUGGCGCAAUUAUUAGAAAAUGGAAGAAGUUCAAGAUGACGGUCAAUCAUCCUCGGUCUGGGGCUCCAUGCAAGAUCUCACCUCGUGGGGCAUCAAUGAUCAUGAGGAAGGUGAGGGAUCAGCCCAGAACUACACGGCAGGACCUGGUCAAUGACCUGAAGAGAGCUGGGACCACAGUCUCAAAGAAAACCAUUAGUAACACACUACGCCGUCAUGGAUUAAAAUCCUGCAGCGCACGCAAGGUCCCCCUGCUCAAGCCAGCGCAUGUCCAGGCCCGUCUGAAGUUUGCCAAUGACCAUCUGGAUGAACCAGAGGAGGAAUGGGAGAAGGUCAUGUGGUCUGAUGAGACAAAAAUAGAGCUUUUUGGUCUAAACUCCACUCGCCGUGUUUGGAGGAAGAAGAAGGAUGAGUACAACCCCAAGAACACCAUCCAAACUGUGAAGCAUGGAGGUAGAAACAUCAUUCUUUGGGGAUGCUUUUCUGCAAUGGGGACAGGACGACUACACCGUAUUGAGGGGAGGAUGGAUGGGGCCAUGUAUCGCGAGAUCUUGGCCAACAACCUCCUUCCCUCAGUAAGAGCAUUGAAGAUGGGUCGUGGCUGGGUCUUCCAGCAUGACAACGACCCGAAACACACAGCCAGGGCAACUAAGGAGUGGCUCCGUAAGAAGCAUCUCAAGGUCCUGGAGUGGCCUAGCCAGUCUCCAGACCUGAACCCAAUAGAAAAUCUUUGGAGGGAGCUGAAAGUCCGUAUUGCCCAGCGACAGCCCCGAAACCUGAAGGAUCUGGAGAAGGUCUGUAUGGAGGAGUGGGCCAAAAUCCCUGCUGCAGUGUGUGCAAACCUGGUCAAGACCUACAGGAAACGUAUGAUCUCUGUAAUUGCAAACAAAGGUUUUUGUACCAAAUAUUAAGUUCUGCUUUUCUGAUGUAUCAAAUACUUAUGUCAUGCAAUAAAAUGCAAAUUAAUUACUUAAAAAUCAUACAAUGUGAUUUUAUGGAAUUUUGUUUUAGAUUCCGUCUCUCACAGUUGAAGUGUACCUAGGAUAAAAAUUACAUACCUCUACAUGCUUUGUAAGUAGGAAAACCUGCAAAAUCGGCAGUGUAUCAAAUACUUGUUCUCCCCACUGUAUAUUGAUCUGUGUUGUGUGUGUUACCUCAGAUGGGAGCUGGUGGGGUCGGUGUCUCACUGCCGGGCCGGCGCAGGAGUGGCUGUCUGCUCCUCGCACAUCAGCCAGAUCAGGGACGUGGGCCAGGGCUCCAGCAACGUGGUGGACUGCAUGUGACCUGUGAUCCCUGAGCUGACCACAUCGACCGACUGCACAAGAGCAGACCAACCCAACCCACGCACAAGCACUCAACCACACUGCACAGUCACUGAACAGGAGCACUAGCUGUUGUUCCUUUUAAGCGCUGACUGUAGGCUUCUCCCUAAAGAAUGUAAGAGGGGUGCUGCGCCACCUUGUAAACUAGCUGUGCCACUGUGGGGGGGAAAAAAUACAAAAAGUUUUACUGUAUUUUCUUUGCUUCUUUCGACUGCUUUGGUUCUUUAUCAAGUGAAAAUGGCUGAUAGUUGAGCUUUAGACGUCAUAUUAGACAGGCCUUGAAUAUCAACUUGAAGAGGAACUUUAAGAGUAACCAGUUCGGAAACUAUUCAGACCCCUUGACUUUUUC
Molecule: messenger RNA, 11195 nt
Organism: Coregonus sp. 'balchen'
Lineage: Eukaryota; Metazoa; Chordata; Actinopteri; Salmoniformes; Salmonidae
Source: the annotation of a GenBank genome assembly